GCGCUCCGCAAAUCCAAUCAUUACUCUUCCCAUUCGUCCAAUGCCGCCCAAAAGACGCGCUCGCGAAGAGGCUGCAGCGGCUGUAGAUUCAGGCGAGGGGAGGCAGCAGCCAUCCUUCAAGCGCACGCUCCGCACGCGUCCUGCACCGGCUGCCACUAUUGCCGGUACGGCGACUGGGCCAGUCCCGUCCGAGCCUCAUCAGCAGGAGGAGAAGGAAGUAGGAAAUCUCGAAGCUCCUGUCCCCAAAUCGAAAGAGGGACCCCAGACCGCGGGCGUCACAGCUUCAACCAUCAUUGAUGGAAACGACCAACCCUUCCGCUCCUAUUGGCUAAUGAAAGCCGAGCCAGAGAGCAGAAUCGAGAAGGGAAAGGACGUCAAGUUUUCCAUUGACGAUCUCAGGGCAUGUGAGAAGCCUGCGGCCUGGGAUGGCGGUGUGUGACCACGUUUGAAUCUUGAUGGGGGGUGGGAUGAAUAGCAAGGGCGCUGUGGGAUUUUUGCUAACCAAUCAAUUAACUGCACCAUGCGACGAAUAGUCAGGAAUUAUGGUGCCCGUAACAACCUAAAAUCCAUGAAAAGGGGGGAUUUAGCAUUCUUUUACCACAGGUUUGUGCGCUCCCGAGUUUUUGCCAUCCUAAAAUGGGGAACAGCAACAAAAAAAGACUUUUGUGUUUUUUUUCCUCCCCCGCCCCCCAAAGGAUACAUGGAUUGUUUCCAAAAACGGGAAAGAAGUCUUGGUUCGCAGGGGCUAAAAUGUUUUAUUAUCCCAGCAACUGCAGAGAACCGGGAAUCGUAGGAAUCAUGGAGAUAGUGCAAGAAGCCACCGUGGACGGUAAGCCUUCCCUCCUCCUCCCUCUCGUCUCUUCCCCACUCCACACUCUGCACUACCGAUACCGGUAUCAUGCGCAACCCAACUUCCCUGCGAGCCCCCUCCCUCCUCCCCUUAUCAAAUUUCCCCGCAAACGUGAUCUCCACCAUGCCCUCCCCCCCCUCCCGUCAGAUCUUCCAUCCAUCCACCCCCCUCUCUCCCCAACCAAUCCAACCAACCACAGCCCCCGAUUCCUUGCCUCUGCUUCCCCCCCCCCGAUUAUUCAUACGAUGCUGGUACGCUACGCUCAGCUAUAAUCUCGUACGAUACGUUUUUUCUCUCUUUUCUUUCCUUUUUUUUUUCUUUUUAAAAAAUAAUCUUUUGGUCCUGCCACCCGCACACAUCUUAACCUGUUUAGCAGAAACCGCGUUCAGCCCUGAAGAGCCCUAUUACGAUCCGAAAUCUUCAAGGGAUAAUCCGAAGUGGUUCCUGGUGCACGUAGAAUUUCGCCGGAGACUGGAGAGGUUGGUAGGGUUGGCGGAGCUGAAGAGGUACGCGAGUAAGGAGCUUUCGGCCCUCCCGUUGCUGAGGAUGGGGAGGUUGAGUGUUUCUGCAGUGCCUGUGCAAUGUUGGGAAUUUAUCCUUUCCCUGGAGAAGGUGGAGGAG
This is a messenger RNA of Tuber aestivum (summer truffle), 1471 nucleotides long. The record is from the annotation of a GenBank genome assembly. Lineage: Eukaryota; Fungi; Ascomycota; Pezizomycetes; Pezizales; Tuberaceae.